CGACGGUCGCAUGCGUGGAUCGUGCUGUGAAAUUUCAUAAACAUUACGCGGUAUCUUCUUCCGAUUUUAAAUAACCGUAUCGUGCAAAAUAAUUUAGUUUUCGAUCACAGUGUGAAGUGCUCGCAAGGAUUUCCUGCAAAAUAUAAAACUUAAAUCUUAUUGGAGUGAACCCGAAGCCGGUCGACGGCUAGAAACGAUUCGUUUCGGUUUCGACGCCGUGGAGACUAGUGGAUGUAAAUGUAAUAGCGUUAGAUAGUUUUAGUGCGGGGCAAAAGUGCAGUGUUGGAGGAGCGUAGGAUGUCCGUCGGCAGUCGAAGAUCCGAGGGCGUGUGACACGCUCUUCGACAUGAGACGCCGCUGGUCUAACAACGGAGGCUUCCCGCUGCGUAUGCUCGAAGAGAGCUCCUCAGAAGUGACCUCGUCAUCGGCUCUAGGUCUGCAAGCGGCUAUGGUGAUGUCGCCGGAGUCCCUCGCGUCGCCAGAGUACGGUGGGCUGGAGCUCUGGGGCUACGACGACGGCAUGACGUAUAACACAGCGCAAACGCUGCUCGGCAACGCUGCGUGCACAAUGCAGCAGCAACAGCAGCCGACGCAGCCGCUGCCGUCUAUGCCGCUGCCGAUGCCUCCCACGACACCCAAAUCCGAGAACGAAUCUAUAUCAUCAGGCCGCGAAGAGCUAUCACCAGCUUCAAGCGUGAACGGCUGCAGUACAGAUGGCGAGGCGCGGCGGCAGAAGAAAGGCCCGGCGCCUCGACAGCAGGAAGAAUUGUGCCUUGUUUGCGGCGACAGAGCCUCCGGAUACCAUUAUAACGCGCUAACAUGUGAAGGGUGUAAAGGUUUCUUCAGGCGGAGCGUCACUAAAAAUGCUGUGUACAUUUGCAAAUUCGGCCAUGCGUGCGAAAUGGAUAUGUACAUGCGGAGAAAAUGUCAAGAGUGCAGAUUAAAAAAAUGUCUCGCGGUCGGCAUGAGGCCAGAGUGUGUGGUGCCAGAGAACCAGUGCGCGAUCAAGAGGAAAGAGAAGAAGGCACAGAGAGAGAAAGAUAAACUGCCAGUCAGCACAACGACAGUAGACGACCACAUGCCGCCCAUAAUGCAAUGCGAUCCUCCGCCUCCUGAAGCCGCUAGAAUUCUGGAAUGUUUGCAGCACGAAGUGGUCCCGCGGUUCCUCUCAGAAAAGCUCCUGGAACAGAACAGGCUAAAGAAUAUCCCUCCUCUAACGCCCAACCAACAGUUCUUGAUCGCGAGGCUUGUUUGGUACCAAGAUGGAUACGACCAGCCUUCCGAGGAAGAUCUCAAAAGGGUUACCCAGACGUGGCAAGCAGAAACGGACGAUAAUGGCGAGGCGUCAGACUUGCCUUUCCGUCAGAUCACAGAGAUGACUAUCUUGACGGUUCAGUUGAUCGUCGAAUUCGCAAAAGGCCUACCAGGGUUCGCGAAGAUCUCUCAGCCUGAUCAAAUCACACUUUUAAAGGCGUGUUCGAGCGAGGUGAUGAUGCUGCGAGUAUCCCGGCGGUACGACAUGUCGACCGACAGCGUCAUGUUCGCGACCAAUCAGGCGUACACGCGCGAGAUCUACAACAAGGCGGGCUUCGGCUACGUCAUCGAGAACCUCUUGCACUUCUGCCGCUGCAUGUACGCCAUGUCCUGGGACAAUGUGCACUAUGCGUUGCUCACAGCUAUUGUUAUUUUCUCAGAUCGGCCCGGCCUCGAGAACCCACAGCUAGUCGAGGAGAUCCAGCGAUACUACCUGAACACGUUACGAGUGUACAUCCUCAAUCAGCAGAGCGGUUCCUCGCGGUGUCCUGUGAUGUACGGAAAGAUACUGACUAUCCUGUCGGAGUUGCGCUCGCUGGGGAUGCAGAACUCGAACAUGUGUAUCUCGCUUAAGCUCAAGAACAGGAAGCUGCCUCCGUUCCUGGAGGAGAUCUGGGACGUGGCUGAUGUGUCUUCGUCGCAGCCGCCCCCAGUGUUUGACCACCCGGCCGACCUCUAGCCCCUGCGUGCGCCCCGCAGCCCAAUACGCAUGCGCAGACCGCGCGCUCGCGUGACACCGCGCGGCCUCUAAGCUUUACUCACACGGGCUUUCGUUUCGCAUCUUCGUACUCUCCCACGUCGAUUUUUCAAUGCGGUCAGGCGAAAUGUCACAGUUACCAUUAUAUAUUAUUAUUUCUCCGAUAUUUAUGUUCAAACAUUUUUUUUUUUUUUUAGUUUAUUGAUUUUUUCAGCAAAUUGAAAACGAAGCGUGCAUAGAUUAUUUAUGUCGUAAAGUUCUAUUUUAUCGUAACAUAGUUAACGUUAUCAACGAAAAUGUUCAUUAUGCUAGUGUUUAAGGAAGAAAUUUUGUGUGGAAUAGUGGAUGUGACAAUUCGUUUUAGUAACGCUGCUAAGUCGACGAAGAGGACAGUAUAAAUGCAACUCCAUUAAAUAACUGGACUCGCUAGACCUAAACGCUUUCUAAGUAUUCUUGAAACGACAGCUUGUACACGUUUACAUGGUAAAAGUCAGACUGUCGUUUCGACAGCGCGAACGCGUCACUAGAAAGCGCUUUCGUUAGCUCCGUCUGAAGUUUCUUUUUUAAUGAAAUGAAAUCUUCGAUCAAUAAUAUACCACAUAACAUAUGCUAUCUACACGUCAAAAGUUGUCUACGAAAUGUAGGCAACUUUAGACGUGUAGAUUUUUAUUUGGUAAUCCAAUUUUCUUAGUAAAAAAAGGCAGUGUCUGUCCGAAAAAACUAAAAAAGGUAACGGAAUAUCUUAUUUUAAGCAAAAUCUAAAUUACUAUAAGCAACAUUCAGUAUUUUGAAAUAAUGAACGGCUGCUUUUUCUAUUAGAUUUUGUAUUGUUGACUGUGAAUCUAAUACAUUAUUGAUCGAAGGAUAUUAAUGGAGUCGUAAAUGUUGAACUCGCAUUUACUUUAGGAGUUCCGAACUUCGAUAGAUAAUAUAUUAAAUGUACUGCCAGUGUUAAAAAGUGUCAGUGAAAAAAGUUUUUACUUAGGAGAGCUUAAUGAGAGCCUAUUUUCGUUCGUUUGCUACUGAGCAAAUGAACUUAAGAGCAAAAGUGUAUUUUGCUUAACGCCCAACAGGGCAAUGAAAAAGUUAUACUAUUUUUUUUAUUUUUUAACAAAAACUGGACACAUUCUCUGCUCGACUUGUAAGGGUUUGUAAGGGGACAUAUCUAGAUAUCUAGUACAUUAUUGAUCGAAGUUCGCGAUGGUAAUUGAACAGUUGGUGUUAUAUGAUGUGGAAGCGGUACAGGGUGCGAGACGGGAGUCCGUGUGCGGAAAGCCCGCCCUCCGGAGAGAACGCUCAUAGACUGGCUAGUUUAAGUGAAGUGCACGGACACUCCUGAAGGACGUGAUCAAACUAUUUAUAAGGACAGUGAGUUUUACCACUUAACAAAGGUACCGCGGUACCUGAUCGUACGUAUUCGGUGACCGACCGCGAUGCGAGUAUAGUGAAUAUAUGUGCUGUUGAACGUUCCGAGAAUAUAUUUAGUGUUGAUAGUUUAGAUACGACUGGAUACCGAGUCGGUCGCUCGGAUACGACCGUAUGAUAAGACUAUAAGUACACCCUCCUAAAUUAUGCAUACGUACAUACGCUAUGAGAGUUAUAAAGAGAGAAAAAAAAGUAAUAUAUGAAGAGAUGUUUCUAUUGGGUGGUAAAAGUUGAUAGUUGUGUUUAUUUACCAAAAUUAACUGUACGUUGAUUGACAUUUUCGAUUUAUAUAUUAUAUGGAUAUAGUGCAGUUUGCCGACGAUCCGCGGGCCGCUAGCGCUCGGACGUUGUUGAUCGUAUGCGCACGUUGAUACGUGAUAUAAAACAUAUAUGCGCCCGAUAAAAAAAACGUGAUUUUUACGAAUAAUCAUUUAGGUUAUAAAAAUACAGCUAUAAUCCGACCGUUGAUAGAAUGUGUUUCUGAUGUCUGUCAGGUGGUAUUUUAGAACAAAAUUUGACAGAUUUCCUUAUAACACUGCAGUACGAAAUUUAAGUAAGUCAUCUAACAAUAUAGUUUUUGCGGCAAACAAACAAUACAAAUGUGUUUAUCGUAAAAACAACGCCACUUUUAAGUUACAUGGAUUCAAUCAUUCCCUGACAAUAACGUAAUGAUUUGGUAUGAAAGGUACCGAAAUCUUUACAUUCACACUCUCUGUUUUAAGUUAUGUCUAACUCGACAGUUUAGUUAAAAAAACUGUCUAAUUCUACUUCAUAUUAAAAAAAAUCAUUUCAAGGUCAGAGAAUCAGGGCCUAACUAAAUUUACCCUAUGUUGUAUUAUUUUACAGUUGUCGAAAUCUACGUAACAUAAUUCAUUUAAAAUUUCGUACGCAGUUAAGAUAUACCAUUUGUACUCCGGAUUUAAUUUGCGCUUGGUCUUUAUAUCACUUAUCAACGUCUGCUCCGUGUUUGUUUAUAUAUAGUUUAUGUCAGACGUGUUAUCGUGUCCUGUCGAUUUUAGUUCCGACUCAUGUUCCAUUGUCCUGUGCCCGCGUCCCCUCGAUUUAAUGAAUAAUUAUAAUUUAUUGCUGUGAUUACAUUAUACAUGUUGAAGUAUCUUAGGUAGGCUGAGAUAACGGUGUCUUAUUACAUUUAGAUGUUCUACUGCCACAGUAGCUUUCAUAAAAUCAUCGCCAGAGGGUGCGAUUGUGUAAGAACAUUGUAUUCAUUUGAUAGUUUUAAAAACACAAACAACAGCUUAUUCUAAAGUCAAAGUCAAAGUCAAAAAUAUCUCACUUUUGAUGCGUACUUGGCACAUGUAAAUGUGCCUGGGGUUUAUAAAUGGCAGAUGCUAUACGAAUUAGACUGUUAGGUAUAAGUUUAGUCGUAUUUUAUGACUUAUUAGUGAUGAAAGCGUUUAGUUACCUAAGUUGCAUAAAGAUAGAAUUUUGACGACAACCGGGGUCCCGGGUUUUAUCCCCGGCGGGGAAAAUUUGGGAAUUUAUAAUAUCUGAAUUUUCUCUAGUCUGGUAUAGUGGUAUCGUUCCGCAUACCCGUGCCGCCAGAGAUUAAGUUUUCCGACACGAUGUUGGGUAGAAACCUAUUAGGGGUAAUAUAACUGCCUCACUAACAGAUAAGCCCGCUAACAUCAUCAAUUAGACAUGUGAUUGCAGUCAAGGGCUAACUUGUAGUGGAAUAAUGUUGAUGUCAAAGAUGGCACUUGUGAUACGUACAUUAUAUGAAAUGAAUACUUAAAAACAAAAAGGCUUCAUUGAAUGGACAGUUUACCUUAAUACGAAUUUUUAUAUUACGAUCUACGAGCCUUACACAAUCGCCCUGCUGAUUCUCCUUUGAGUGUUUUUGAUAGUUGAUGUUGCAUGUACAUAUACAGGGUGAUUCAUUUUCUACUAUGAUCACACUGCCCUGAGUCGAUUUUACUUUAGACUAAUGCGGUCUCGUAAACAAAAUAUUGCUCCGGCGUUGGUUGUCAACUCGAAUGACGAUGCUCGUAAGGAGACGGUCUAAAUUUAUGGAGCGUUGGAGAGGUUGAUGAACACAUGUAAUUCAUAAGAAUAAUAAAAUAAACCAUUCACCACUGUACAGCUCCUCUAUUUCUUAGCAUCGAAGAUAUUAAUAAGUUAUGUGUCGAAGAAAUUCAAUAAUUAAAAUUAAUUUGUUGUUUUAUAUUACUGCUUGAUUUACGUCAACUGUUAUAUAAAUUAAUAAACAACAUAGUCGGUUAUGAUUUAUUGUAUGUAUCCUUUGGAUUUGAAGGUGGAAAACCUUUGGAUCGGCAGCAUAUUGGAAACUUGAAAAUUUAGUUUUUAAUUUUUUUUUUGGUAUGGUGUCAUAGCUCUAUACCCCUCUCUUGCAAGGAGGCCUGUGCCCCCAGCAGUGGGACAUUAAUAAGGCUGAUCAUGAAUUAAAGUGUUAACUAACCUCACCAACAAUGGACCGUCUCGUUUUGUAUGACUUUUCUAACUUAUUCUAAGAGUAGGAUAUGUGUAAUAUUUUUAUUUAUGGGACUCUUGAUGUUUGUUGUUGCCGGUCCGGUACGUCCGGUUCGUUUGUUACUGUACCGUAUCUUUCAAUCGGGAAUUAUACAGAUUUUCGUAUCGUGUCGUGCAAUGUGUCGUAGGUCGUCGUAUGCAAUAAUGUAUAGGUACAAACAAAAUAGACAAUUCGAAUCACAGUGUUGUUCAUAAAUUUAGUUGUGGGGGCAGAUUUGGAUCACCCCAGUUGAUUGUAUUGAUAAUGGUAACCAUCGAUCAACUAAUACUUAGAUACAACAUGGAUGCGUCAAAAACGGCCAGAGAAAAUUGUGCUUAAAAGCACGAUGACAGUGUCGUAUUUUGAACUUGUUAAACAUAUGGUUGGUUUUUGUAAAAUGUUCGUAGUGCAAUGUAAAUUAUCUAUAGCUUAUGUAGUUGAGUAUGGACGUAUUUCGGGAGUGCAUUUUUAAUUGUUGAUGUAUCUAUUGUUAUUUGAUCGAUGACUAAAACAUUAUAUUGCGCGCAUACCAGGCAGCUGUUAUUGUAGGCACCUACGAUGUUAGAGAUAUAGUCCCCAUACUCCGAUAUUAUUCUUUUAUCUGUCUUUCCUCUGUAAAUAUCUUUUGUCUCGUUUAAUGUUAAUAUUUAUUGUUCUAUUGUGCUCUAUGUACGUUUAUUAAAAGUGUGUACAAUCCAAAUUAAUGGCAGCUGAUUUGUAUCGAUACGUUUCUCUAUUGAACUACUUGGCCGAGCUUACGAUUAUGGGAACAAUAUUGGUAUAGACUUAAAGUAAUUGAUAUUAGACAUCAGUGGUGGCAUGGGGUCUCGACCUUUGUGAGCAUUACACAGGUAAAUAGGAUAUGUUUUUUACUACAAUACGAGUUAUAUAUAUUCUUAGUUGGUCGUGUUUUGUAAUUAUGUAUUAUGGUUUUAGGCAAACAUUUUUAACUCCCCAUAAAGUUUGGUACAGUAAAUAUACCAGGUCGUGGUUUCAAACGAUACACUUCGAUCGCUGGAGAUCUUGUAAAUAUUUUCACAGACGGUUUCGGGCCACAUAUCUUAACGGCUCCAUGCUACUUAAUUGAUAUCGUCUAUCUAACUAAAAGGGGUCUUCUGCGACGUCUAUCCAAGGCUACCUUUUUCAGUACAGGGUUGCCACCCCAACAUCUUAGGACCCCAACGUCUAUUCAUACUCCCCGCCCUUUACCUCUUAAGUUUCGAAACUUGUUGAGAUAUCUCUGUAACGCUUGUUCUUCUAAGUAAUCAAGUAAGGAAACGUGGUUCGAUUACCACAACUGGAAAAAUAUUUGUGUGAUGAACAUGAAUGUUUUUCAGUU
Messenger RNA from Pararge aegeria (speckled wood butterfly), 7263 nucleotides. Its product is annotated as ecdysone receptor-like. The record is from RefSeq and is a predicted model, not a curated record. Gene Ontology annotation, cellular component: nucleus. NCBI's taxonomy places the organism in Eukaryota, Metazoa, Arthropoda, Insecta, Lepidoptera, Nymphalidae. The transcript is spliced from 7 exons. The coding region runs from base 347 to 1993 and encodes 548 amino acids. Gene Ontology annotation, biological process: negative regulation of transcription by RNA polymerase II; ecdysone receptor signaling pathway; cell differentiation. Gene Ontology annotation, molecular function: ecdysone binding; RNA polymerase II cis-regulatory region sequence-specific DNA binding; nuclear receptor activity.